AGCAUACUCUGUUUACCUGUUCAGUUUUCAGCAUACUGCUACUCUUAUCAAAAUCAUAUACAGUAAAAUGAGUGACCAACUGAUUUCUAUGGGUAAAGUUCAGGAAAGCACUGCUGAUAGCAUAAUGCUGUAGACUCCCAAGAACAUCAUGCUAAAUAGAUACUGCAUCUUCCAUUUGAUGUUUUACCGGACACACUGUUGCACAGCUGCUGGAUACCUAUGUGUUGAAUGAAAAAAAAUGUUCACUUCUUUUGGUGCAGUUGCUUCUGAUAUAGGGUGGCAAUGACCAGGGCCAGAAUAAUCCUGGUCAGGCCACGCAGGAGAGCAAGAAGAACUCCAUUUUGUAUAUUCAAUUCUAAAUCUCUCUGCCUCUGAUAGAAAGCAAACAGGCACAGCAUGUUUGCACAUCUAAUGCAAAGAUCUAACCACACACAGCACUUCUAAGAAAUUCUAGCAUAAACCACAAGAGCAAGAGGAUGCAGCCCACCGCAAAUUAUAAGUAGAGCACAACCACAAUUGUGCCUGUAAAAUUCCACAUAGACACGUGUAUGAAGGUACCAGGUACAUAACGCCACCUAGUAGAGUUGGGCGGGUGACUUUGCAUCUUGGGGUGCUCUCUCUUGAUUGGUUGAUGAAGUACUGCAGAAAGGCUGAUCUUCACUUCACUCUGUCAAAAAAGGUAUAAAAGCACUCUGUGUAUGCCCAUGGGUCGGGCAGAAUGAGAAACUCAUUCUCACUGCCACCAUUUAUUGCAAUAAAUGUUUUAAUAAAUCUGUUUUAUAAUAUGUACAACUGCCUGAGAUUUCGUCUGGUCAAUUUGGGAAGCCAAUCAUCCAUAUUACAUUUCUGGUGUCCUUACAUUUCUGGUGCCGUGCGUGACUCGGAUGAGGGCAUUUCCCUGAACCAGAGGCAGUCCCCUUUUGCCCCACUGGACAGGGCGCAGAUUCCUAACGGCGCCUCUGGUCUGGUGCACACCGGCAGACUUUCUCCGGAGGAUCAGAGGUGGCCCUUGAGUUUCCGUGCCCUGGACGAAGAGGCAAAAGGACCGAGGUUGGAAGGGAAGAACAGGAAAAGCCGGCUGGGGUAAGUAGAAAGGGAAAAGGUACCUUGAAGGGAAUUGGCCCCCUUUAAUGAGGGGAAGGGAGAUCCUGAUCACAUCUCCAGCGUGUUGGUAGUACUCAGUUAAUCAGAGGUCAACUGGGGAACCAGGCGCUUUGGGUAAGAGGCAAAGGGAGGAGGAAAAUGUGUAUGUUAGUAGUCAGUAGGGAGGAGGUCCCCUGACAAAUAGACACUUAGGAAACAAGGAAAAACUGGGAGGUAGAGUGUGGUAAAGUGUCCAAUGCAUGGUAUGUGUGGCAAAGUUUGCAGUGUGUGCUGUGAAUGAGGGGAUACUUUACAGGGCCAUAAAUGGGAGGAGUAUGGUCAAGAGGAGGGAAAAAUGUGAUUUCCCUAGAAUUCAUGAUAGAUAAAUUCAGAAUGCUAUAAAAGAAAUUUAAUUUACAAGUCCUGCCAACAACAAGUUCAGAGAAAAAAAAGGUGGUGGAAACCAGUAUUCCCCCAAAGAGAAGAAAGGCAUUGUGAGAAAGAAGAUGAAGAGAAAGGCAGUGGUUAAACAGCAACAAAUAAUGGCUCAAGGACCAGUGAGGAACCAGAAGGGGUUCAAAGGUCACUGGUGAAGGUCAGUUGCUAGGGAAAGGAACCACUGGACCUUAAAGGACGGAGAUGUCUCGGUCAAUGUAAAAGAGGAAGGAAGAGUGUUCAGAGAAAGAUGGGACAAGGGGGUCCCAGCAGAAGAGAGUUCAUCGGUUUGGCAGGCAUGGCAAGGAGCCAUGGUCAAGGUGACUUAAGAGUUACCUGCAUCUGGACUUUGUUAUAAACAUAGGCACCCAGUAUUCUGUUUUUAAAUAUCCUUGAAACAGCACCAAAAAGCCAAAAGAAGCAUCAGACUGAUUUUAUGCCUAAAAGGGCUGUACAAACAGACAGCGGAUUGGUUCAGAAAAAUCAUCUCUGCAACCUUUAAAAUGCUAUUCACCACACUAGAAAUGAGGCUACCGCCGCACAGGAUACUGUCAAAAUGCCAGUAACGGUGCUCAGAAAAUGUUUUCAUAUGCUUCAGCUGGCUUCAAAAGAAAAGAAAAGAAAAAAAUCAUGUACUUAAGUAGUUCACAACGCAAGAGACAAUAGAUUUUAUUUGAACAAUUAACAUCUUUUCCCAAGUCCUGUUGGAGCUGUGCAGAUUUUAAUUUUGGGGAAACUUACAAGAAUGGGGGAAAAGAGACACUUGAGUCCUUCUAAAAGCAAACUAUGUUUAAAGGGUUUUACCCUCCUACCUGCAACCCCAUUUCAUAUGUUUUUGUGACAGCAACGUUGGAAAAUUUGUAGAACUACAUAUUUUAAUGAAAUGAAUGUUUAUCAACUAAAGAAUUCAGGAUAAGGUAGAAGGAAGUUAUACUGAAUGGAGAUUUGUGUGUAAAGACAUUGUCUGUUUGAAUCUAACACUACCAUUGGAAGACAGGCUGCGAAAAAUCUCAAGCAGUCUCUCAAACCUCCGGCAGAGAUGUGUGGCGUAACCCCCCUUAUUUGGUUACACAAGCGAUUCUGCAUGAUUUGUAUUUGCACAACUUGCUUUCUCCUGCAACCUGCACUUAGAGACUGUGGCUGUGCCUGGCUGGUGUUGCCAUUUCGGACAUUCUAUUGUGUGACAUUGUGUGACCAAGACCGUUGCUGUGAAAGUAGAGAGAAAAAGAUGUUAUGCUUUGGAGGUCCACGUUUCAGCUUACAAAAACACUACUGCUCUAAAUGCUUUGACUUUAAAAAUUUUUAUAUCUCACGGAAACAGCCCGUUGCUACAAAGCAGCUGUAAGUUUUUCUUCUUCUAGAAACCACAAGACUUUGCAUAAUUUGAAAAACAGGCUUCAGUAUCCUAGCAGAACUCAGCCGUCGGCAGCUGGAUGGGAGGCAAAUACGGAUUUAAAGGACCCCUCCUUAACCCUGCACAUGCAUGAAGUUCUGUGGAAGGAAAGAGAAACCACGGGGAGAUCCUGAAAGAUGGACCAGACGUGGAAUCCUGUUGCAAGCCUUGUGAAAUUCGGCAAAGACUGCUGUAAGGCACUGCUGCUAUAUCCCAGAGAUGACUUCUCAACUAACUGCUGCUACAUCCCAGAGAUGACUUCUGUGUGCCAGACACACCUCAAUGUCCAAUACGUGGGACGCACUACCUCGGAGAGUUUGGUGGUGGACUAACCAGCAAGAAGUUCUAAAACAGCAGCGGCAGCUACAAGGACAAUCUCUCUCUCCCCCCCCCUCCUUUGUUUUUUAUCUACAGGAAAUCACUCGAGCGAACAGCGUGUAGCCUUGCGGAGCCUGACACGAUGGUUCCAGCCUGACGCUAGCGAGUCCCUGAGUGAAUCCUUGAAGGAAGGGAGACGAGACCCUCUUCAUUCCUAGGUGGUGAGGUAUCCAUUCCAUCCGGUGAAAGUGCCUGAGAUGACCCCCUGGAUCCACACCCUGCUGUACCUAAUCAGGAGUGGGUACCCAGCGCACGGUGCACCAGUUUCCCCUUGCAGCGUCUGACCGGCAAAAGACGCCCAGCGCAUGGGAAACCGAAGUAGCCCCUGCUGUGACACUCCGGACGCUGUCACUCGACGCACGGGUUGAGGAAUGUCCAUCUUAUGCAGCACCAAACAUCAAGGAGACAAGGAGACGCAGUAAAUCUUAGACCCUUAUAUAUAGCAUUAUUAUAUGGCGGAAUGCGUGAAUCUCAACCUGAAGCAGAAAUCCCUCUCCAAGACACCACUGCAGAGGCCUUUACAAUGUUGUUAAAAUAUAUUUACACAGGCCGUGCCACAUUAAGAGAUGAGAAGGAGGAGGUCCUAUUAGACUUCCUGAGUUUAGCGCAUAAAUACGGAUUCCCAGAACUGGAAGAUUCCACCUCUGAGUAUCUUUGCACCAUCCUUAACAUUCAGAACGUUUGCAUGACUUACGAUGUUGCUAGUCUGUAUUUGCUUCCCAAACUUACAUGUAUGUGCUGCAUGUUUAUGGACAGAAAUGCUCAAGAGGUGCUCUCCAGUGAAGGUUUUCUGUCACUUUCCAAGCCAGCUCUUCUCAGUAUUGUACUGAGGGAUUCAUUUGCAGCGCCUGAGAAGGAUAUUUUCCAAGCUUUGAUGAACUGGUGUAAACACAACUCAAAGGAAAAUCAUGCAGAAAUCAUGCAGGCAGUGCGCUUGCCACUGAUGAGUUUGACAGAGCUCUUAAAUGUUGUAAGGCCUUCUGGAUUGCUGUCGCCUGAUGCCAUUUUGGAUGCUAUUAAAGUUCGAUCUGAAAGUCGAGAUAUGGACCUCAACUAUAGGGGCAUGUUAAUACCGGGUGAGAACAUUGCCACUAUGAAAUAUGGAGCCCAGGUAGUGAAAGGGGAAUUGAAAUCUGCUUUGUUAGAUGGAGACACACAGAAUUAUGAUUUGGAUCAUGGAUUUUCCCGACAUCCCAUUGAUGAUGACUGCCGUUCUGGUAUUGAAAUUAAAUUGGGUCAGCCAUCGAUAAUUAAUCAUAUACGUAUACUGCUAUGGGAUCGUGAUAGCAGGUCUUACUCCUAUUAUAUUGAGGUGUCCAUGGAUGAGCUAGACUGGAUCCGUGUAAUCGACCACUCCAGAUAUCUCUGUCGAUCUUGGCAGAAGCUGUAUUUUCCUGCCCGUGUCUGCAGGUACAUCAGAAUAGUUGGAACACACAACACAGUGAACAAAGUUUUCCAUAUCGUGGCUUUUGAAUGCAUGUUCACCAACAAAACCUUCACUCUUGAGAAAGGCCUGAUAGUUCCCACUGAGAACGUUGCAACAGUUGCAGACUGUGCCAGUGUUAUUGAGGGCGUAAGCCGAAGUCGCAAUGCCUUGCUGAAUGGAGACACAAAGAACUAUGACUGGGAUUCUGGGUAUACAUGCCACCAGCUAGGCAGUGGUGCUAUCGUAGUGCAGUUGGCACAACCUUACAUGAUUGGAUCAAUUCGGUUACUUCUCUGGGAUUGUGACGACAGAAGCUACAGCUAUUACAUUGAAGUUUCCACUAACCAGCAGCAGUGGACUAUGGUGGCUGACAGAACAAAGGUUUCCUGCAAAUCUUGGCAAGUAAUAACUUUUGACAAACAAGCAGCAUCUUUUAUCAGAAUUGUUGGAACUCACAACACAGCUAAUGAGGUGUUUCAUUGUGUGCAUUUUGAGUGCCCAGCUCAAACUGCUGCCCACAAGGAGGAAGGCUGUGAGGAAGACAUGUGCACAAGUGGGCAGCAAUUGGCAUCCCAUCCACCUCGAGCUUCAAGUGCCAGCUCUGUGCACUCUCUCCCAGGAUCCACUUCCCACCCAUAAGCUCGCCAAGCCUAUAAAGAGUGUGAAUAAAAAUAUUUACGACCCCAGUGCCAUGAUAAAAUUGUUCACCAUCUUCUUGUUGUAGGCACCUCUUUUUCUCUGAAUGGACAGAGGGGACCAUACUUGGUGGCUGGAGAUGUUCAAGUGGAAAUGGCUGCCCAAAGACUUGAGGGGUGGCUUCACACUUUCCAUUUUGUUCAAAUCAGGAUGUUCUCCAGGGGAAAGAAAUAGGCUUUCGGUUUUCACCAACUCUCCUAUAUUUACACCCUACCUCUUUAACUGAACCAAAUCAGGUUGAAUGGAAGGAAACAAACCAACAAAAAGCCAAGCCCAGUUGUAACAUAAACAUACCAUGUGAAAAGUAUAGGAAAGAGAUAACUACAUGUGCCUGCAGAAGGUACUUCCUAGGAAAUGGGUCUUCCCUUAGAAUGUUUAUGGAAGAUAAUGUGUACAGAAACCAUAUUUUUAUUUAAUUUAUUCUUGAUCCACAUUUCUUUGUAAAUUGCAAGCCAUUUUCAAAGUCUAAGAGCAUAAGAGCCUGCUGGAUCAGGCCAAUGGCCCCUCUAGUCCAGCACCCUGUUCUCACAGUGGUCAACCAGAUGCCUGUGGGAAGUCCACUAACGGGACAUGAGGGCAGUAGCACUCUGCCCACCCAUGAUUCUCAGCAACUGGUAUUCAGAGACAUGCUGCCUCUGACAGUGGAAGUAGAACCAUAGCCAUUGUAGCAAGUUGAUAGCCUUAUCCUCCAUGAAGUUGCCCAAUCCUCUUUUAAAGCCAUCCAAGCUGGUGGUCAUCACUGCCUCCUGUGGGAGCAAGAUCCAUAGUUCAACUUUGUGCUGUGUGAAAAAAUUCUCUGCCCUGAAUUUUCCGACAUUGAGCUUCACUGGAUGUCCACAAAUUGUAGUGUUAAGGGAGAAAAAGCUACCAUCUACUUUCUCCAUGUCAUGCAUAAUUUUAUAAAGUUCUAUCAAGUCACAUCUUACUCACCUUUUCUCUAAACUAGAAAGUCCCAAACGCUCCAAACUUUCCUCAUAGGGAAGUCUGUGAGUGUAUGUACCUAUAUUAUUUGCUUAUCCUUUUUUCUUGAAAGGCUUUCUUGUUUAUCAUUCUGUAUCAUAUAAAUAUACCUAAUAGUGGUAGGCAAUGUGAUAAUCUCACUCUAUUACUCCAUUUGACAAGGAAAAACCCUUAAGGAAGUCAUGCAUAAAACAAUUCAGUCCUAGGAUGCUGUAUUGGAAUUCUGACUAUUUGAUAUGAAUAACAAAAUUGUCACUUUUUACUCCCCUGUAAAACUGUCCAUCAGGUUCUCAAGUGCAGGAACAAUUAUUGGCUCCUUUAGAAAUUACUAAAUCGUUCUUUAAUUUCUACAUUGACUGAUUCCCAACAUCUUUUUUGUGCUUUGGAAAACAGAAAUCUAUCUCACCAACAUUUCACCUGGAUUUGGUAUUAAUCAGAGCCGGCAGUACAAUCCUGGCAAUUUAUAGUAAAGUUUUUGUUUUUUAAAAAAGAUUAUACUAUUCCAUUAGGGAUUUUAAAAAACCCACUUCUAAGAAGCUUUUCACAUAAUCUCCAUAAAUACAGAUUUGACUUUUAUAGUUGGAUUUGGUAUGUGUGUUAAGCAAUUUACAUCUCAGCAGUAGCUAUCCUUUGUAACUUAAUCAGAUUAUUUGUUUGAUUAUUCGGAAUGUGUUCACAUGCAGCAUUCCUCACAAUCAAUUAUUUUACAUCCUGCUGCAUUUCCUGGAGUGAAAGAGGCUAUGCAUUUACGCACACAUGUCAGUGCCACCGACCCAUCUAAUUAGGGGGGAAACUUCCAUUUGUCAUGAAGUAUGUGACUUUGGAGAAUAUUAUUAUUGUCAAUUUGUGGUGGUUGUUGUUUUUUAACUGGUGUAAUAUAGUUUGAUGCAAAUUGUUUGCUUUGACCAUGAUGUCCUAUAAAUAACAUUGUUGUCACAGUGCUUAAGCUUAAGUGCUUGCAUUGUACUGAAUGCUGUUUGUAAUAAAUGUGGGAAGGAGUAGACAGCAUUGUGGCUGCAAAGCAGUAAAAGAAAAUGACUUCUCAGUUG
Zootoca vivipara (common lizard) is the source of this 7420-nucleotide messenger RNA. Lineage: Eukaryota; Metazoa; Chordata; Lepidosauria; Squamata; Lacertidae. The record is from RefSeq and is a predicted model, not a curated record.